Molecule: messenger RNA, 3220 nt
Organism: Dipodomys ordii (Ord's kangaroo rat)
Lineage: Eukaryota; Metazoa; Chordata; Mammalia; Rodentia; Heteromyidae
Gene: Gga3
Product: golgi-associated, gamma adaptin ear containing, ARF binding protein 3
Exons: 17
Coding region: 22-2217 (731 amino acids)
Biological process (GO): vesicle-mediated transport; intracellular protein transport
Cellular component (GO): trans-Golgi network
Molecular function (GO): small GTPase binding; phosphatidylinositol binding; ubiquitin binding
Source: RefSeq, a predicted model, not a curated record
GCUGGCCCGGGCGGCUGCAAUAUGGCGGAGGCGGAAGGGGAGAGCUUGGAGUCCUGGCUGAAUAAAGCCACCAAUCCUUCUAACCGCCAGGAAGACUGGGAAUACAUAAUUGGCUUCUGUGAUCAAAUCAACAAAGAGCUUGAAGGGCCCCAGAUCGCUGUCCGACUGUUGGCCCACAAGAUCCAGUCUCCACAGGAAUGGGAGGCAUUGCAGGCCCUCACGGUGCUGGAGGCGUGUAUGAAGAACUGUGGGAGGAGGUUUCAUAACGAAGUGGGCAAGUUCCGGUUUUUGAAUGAGUUAAUCAAAGUUGUCUCUCCGAAGUACUUGGGAGACAGGGUGUCUGAGAAAGUGAAGACCAAGGUCAUUGAGUUGCUUUAUAGCUGGACAGUGGCCCUGCCGGAAGAAGCCAAGAUCAAAGACGCCUACCAUAUGUUGAAGAGACAGGGCAUAGUCCAGUCUGACCCUCCAAUCCCCAUGGACAGAACAUUGAUCCCCUCUCCACCCCCUCGUCCCAAAAACCCUGUGUUUGAUGAUGAGGAGAAAUCCAAGCUCUUAGCCAAGCUGCUAAAAAGCAAAAACCCAGAUGAUCUGCAAGAAGCCAAUAAGCUCAUCAAAUCCAUGGUGAAGGAAGACGAGGCUCGGAUCCAGAAGGUGACCAAGCGCAUGCGCACCCUGGAGGAGGUGAGCAACAACGUGAAGCUGCUUCAUGAGGUGCUGCUGCACUACAGCCAAGAGCACUCCUCACCUGCCGACAAGGAGCUCGUGAAGGAGCUGUAUGAUCGGUGUGAGAACAAGAGACGGACAUUAUUUAAACUAGCCAGCGAGACAGAGGACAAUGACAAUAGUUUAGGGGACAUCCUGCAGGCCAGUGACAACCUCUCCCGGGUCAUCAACUCCUACAAAACAAUCGUUGAAGGGCAGAUCGUCAAUGGUGAUGUGACCACCUCAACCAUGCCUGAUUCUGAAGGAAACCACCCGUCCAGCCACGGCACUCUCAUCGACCUUGCUGAGUUGGAUACACCCAACAGCUCAUCCCCAGUGUUGGCCCCAGCACCCGCCCCACCCACCUCAGGCAUCCCUAUCCUCCCUCCACCCCCCCAGACCGCGGGACCUCCACGCAGUCGUUCUUCCAGCAUGGCCGAGGCCCCCCCAGGGCCCAACAGCACAAGCAACGGCCUCUCCUUGCUGGACGAGGAGCUCCUCUGCUUGGGCCUCACUGACCCAGCUCCCCCAGCUCCUCCUAAGGACUCCAUUGGAAGCAGCCAGUGGCACCUGUUCCAGGGCGAACAGUCAGACCUGGACUUCUUCCGACCCAGGCUGGGGCCUUCUGCCUGCUGCCCGUCAGAUGGGCCUCUGCUUCCCCCCUCAGCCCCUGCCUCCAGCACCUCCCAAGCUCCACCGCCACCUGCCUUCCCUGCACCUGUAGUCUCUGUUGGCAUACCUGUCCCCAGCGCUGGCUCCUUCAUGUUCUCUUCCGGACUCACCCCAGCUUUGGCCCCAAAGACUGAGCCCACGGCCGCUGAGCACCACAGCUCAGGGCUGGGGGACACCACCCUGCACCACCUGGACGGCCUUGAUCAGCUUCUGGAGGAGGCCAAAGUGACCUCAGGCUCGGCGAAACCUGUCUCCUCUUGCUUUCCCCCUGGGACCAACGCAUCCCCCCGGCUCCCCACCUCUGCCCCAGCCAGGCCUCUCCUGCCCUUCUCUGCUGGGCCCAGCAGCCCUCUCUUCCAGCCACCAGCUUUCCAGCCCCAAGGCAGCCCUGUGAAGGGGCCCGAGCUCUCCCUGGCCAGUGUCCAUGUGCCCCUGGAAUCGAUCAAGCCUAGCAGUGCCCUUCCUGUGACAGCCUAUGACAAAAAUGGCUUCCGCAUCCUCUUCCACUUCGCCAAGGAGUGUCCACCGGGCCGGCCCGACGUUCUGGUGGUGGUGGUGUCCAUGCUGAAUACAGCUCCCUUGCCAGUCAAGAGCAUCGUGCUGCAGGCUGCGGUGCCCAAGUCCAUGAAAGUGAAGUUGCAGCCGCCCUCUGGGACAGAACUCUCUCCAUUUAGCCCCAUCCAACCACCUGCAGCCAUCACCCAGGUCAUGCUGCUGGCAAAUCCACUGAAGGAGAAGGUGCGGCUUCGGUAUAGGCUGACCUUUGCCUUGGGGGAGCAGCUGAGCACAGAGCUGGGAGAGGUGGACCAGUUUCCUCCUGUGGAGCAGUGGGGGAACCUAUGACCCCAGAGGACGCUGCGACCUCUACUCGGAAGGCAGGCAGGCUGCCCUGAGCCAGAGAGGGCUCCAGUCGGUCUAACCACUAUCCUAAUGGCAGUAUUUGUAGCUUUGAUGUGGACCAGAGGCCCACUGCUGUGAUCCUCUCUCCUCCUUGGCCCCUAAAAGGACCUGUUUUCUAUCUACCUGUGUGACUUGAAGUAGCCAUAUACUUACUGUAAGGGGUGGGGAGUGGCCCUGAGCUUCCCUGGCUGGUCUGGGAUGGGUUUCCCUUCUCCUGCAGGCAUUCCUUGAUGCCCAAGGCCAAGGUUCUAAAGGAAGGUUCUCAGACCCCCUCAAGAACCAACCUCACACCCCAAAGACAGGUGGCUUGAGACCACACUGCAGCCUCAGUCGCUCGCUUGUGCUUCCCUGCUGUCUGGCUCUGCUGCCGCCUCCCGUGAGGUGGCGAACCGGCGGUCCUGAGAAAGGCUGGUGCACUGCUCCCGCCUCCUGUGCCACAGCAUCCUGUCAUGCUGCAGCGUGAGUGGUCCGCCUGUUCCUAGCGAGUGACAGGCUGUGUCCUAUGGACAUCUCAGCAGGCCAUGGACCUCAGCCCAGCAGAAGCAGAAUCUGGCCUCGUGAGUCUCAGCUAGGGAUAGGAAGGAAAACAGAAGCGAGCUAGUGUUUCCCCUUCAGAAGCAGGUACUGGAGCGUAUUUCCUGCCAUGGGAUAGCCGCCCUACUCACUACCUCUUGCUUGGCAUGCAGUAAACAGCUGUCCUCAGUCUGAAGAGGACAACUCCCAAACCUGGUGUCCUGCCCUGCCCUGCCCCCCUUCCCACCCGUGCGGCUGGGCUGAAGAAGCCUCAGGGUCAAGCACGUUGCACUAGAUGGAUGUCCUUGUGUGCUGCCCCCAAAUCCGCACUGUCCCCCAGCUACAGAUGAAGGGGUGCUGUCAGCGAGAUGUUGGGUCUGGAGGCGAUGAGGGGCCAUGCUUGAACCAAGUCACCAGACCCUAUUGCUUCACA